AUGUCAGUGGUUUUGUAUGAUAAAGUCAAAGCAGGCUGGAAGUGGCACAGUCCAGCUUGUUACUGGGUGGGCGAAGAUCUUUUCACUUUCGAUGAAGCCAAAAAGGCCUGUGAGGACCAAAGCGCCGCCCUUGUUACCAUCACUAAUAGGUUCGAGCAGGCCUUCGCCAACAGCCUGGUGUUCGGCCGCUCUGGAGAUUCCUUCUGGAUCGGCCUCCGUAAUCAGGGCAGCGGCGGCUCCUUCCACUGGCUUAGCGGAGAUGAAGUUUCUUACACCAACUGGAACAGAGAUCAGCCAGUGAGCAUCGGCGGCGGCUGCGUCUCCAUGGCGACAGGCUUCGCAACAGGUCUGUGGGAGGUGAGGGAGUGUGCGUCAUCCAAGGCCAAAUUCAUCUGCCGGCAGAACCAGGACACGUCGCUGAGCCCCGAGCCCCCCGUCCCGCAGCCCACCCCCAGCCUCAGCGGCUCCUGCCCCAACGGCUGGAAGAGCAACACCAACCUGCGCUACUGCUACAAG
Stegastes partitus (bicolor damselfish) is the source of this 516-nucleotide messenger RNA. Its product is annotated as C-type mannose receptor 2-like. The annotation marks the transcript as partial. NCBI's taxonomy places the organism in Eukaryota, Metazoa, Chordata, Actinopteri, Pomacentridae. The record is from RefSeq and is a predicted model, not a curated record. The transcript has 4 exons.